This is a messenger RNA of Diplodia corticola, 3141 nucleotides long. RefSeq lists its product as uncharacterized. Lineage: Eukaryota; Fungi; Ascomycota; Dothideomycetes; Botryosphaeriales; Botryosphaeriaceae. The coding region runs from base 1 to 3141 and encodes 1046 amino acids. The transcript is spliced from 3 exons. The record is from RefSeq and is a predicted model, not a curated record.
AUGUCACCGCACCUAUCCUUCCUUUCUGCCACUCUCGCCGUCUUUCCCUUCUGGGUUAGUCCAGUCUCCACCAUCGCCCUCUCUUCUCUGAAGAACGAAUCCACACCAGCAGCUGCACACCUCGACAUUGCAACCUCGUCAGGGACGACAGUAUCGAGCACACCCCCAGCACAGCUCGCAGCAUCAAUAACACCAACCCCCGCCAACUCCACCACCCAGCAUGACGCCUCCGACGCCGCCGCCCUCUCCCGCAACCGCGCCUGCGAAUCCCUCAUCCAAUCCUGGAACUCGGCCUCCGCCUCCUUCGCCGCCUCCAUCCUAGCCGGCUCCCCUGACGCCGCCGCCUCCGCCCUCGCCACCAUCCCCCACUCCCUCAUCACCACCACCUACCCCGGCGGCUACACCAUCUCCACCUCCUACAACCCGCUCCUCCUCCCCCACUUCACCUCCACGCCCUCCGCGCCCUCCACGCCCUCCCCCAACGCCACCAUCUCUCCCCAGCCUUCCGCCUCCGUAUCCACCCCCUGCGCCGACCGCAUCCCCCGCGCCCCCGGCGCCGCCUACUCGCUCCUCACCGUCGCCACCGCCUCGCCCACCACGCUCGUCUCCACGCGCAUCGCGUACGAAGCCCUCGUCCCCGCGCCGGCGUGCGCGUACGACCGGCGCGGCUGCGCGCUCGAGCUCGCCGAGAAGCCCAAGACGUUGCCUCUGUGCGCGCAGGGGGGAAACGUCGCGGCGGGGUUCGUCAACGACGAGAAGUGCGUCUUGCCGAGCGGGGUGGUGGGGUGUAGGGUCGCGGCCGGGGGGGUGGGGGUGUAUUAUUGGCCGCGUGAGGAUGGGGGGGAGGGGGCGUGUGCUGGUGGUGGGGAAGGGGAGGGGGAGGGGGAGGGAAAGGUGGGUGUGAGCGCUGCGCCGACGACGACGAAGACGACGAAGACGGUGGUGGUGGGGACGAAUACGUUUACCAGUCCGACGGUUUAUGUCAGUUUUAGCGAGAUUGACGCCGCGCCGUACUGCUUGCCGACGUAUCGGAACGUGGUGGUUGGGUUGCCGCCUGAGUCGGUGAGUUGGGUGAGCAUGAGUAGGGGGUGGCCUAUCACCAAAUCACUGAACUGGAACGACCUGAACUAUCCGGUCCCAUCAACCGCCUACCACGGCAUGGAAGCCUGCCAGGUCAACACCGCCGCCCUCCGCCCGGACGGCUGCGCCACCAUCUACGACGACGACUACCACCCCUACCUGGCGCUGCCCACCGACCCGGCCCUCUACCAACAAGCAUUAGGAGGAAGCGACGGCGGCGGCGGCUUCGCCAACUGCACCGCCCUCACCUGGCAGAAAUACGUGACCGACCCGCCCAUCCCGCUGACCACGGCUGGCGCGUUGAUACCGCAGUCUUCCGAGGUGCCUGCCGCCACGACGACGACGACGACGACGACGGGCGCGGAUCCUGAAUCGACGACGGCUGCGGCGCCCGUGACCGAGACGAACGCACCCACGGCUCCCGCGACUGCCACGGCGACGACUGGCGGCGGCGGCGGCAACAAUGCUCAAGCAACCGGCAGCAGCAGCGCUGGUAGCUCCGAUCCAGCAGACCCCUCCGCAACGAGCGCGGUGGUGGACACCAACCCCUGGGACAAUCUGGGCUCGAUGAUCUCCGAGGCCUGGAGCACGUCGUUCGCGGACCCGGCGGCCGAGACGGCGACGACGACGACAGGCACUGCCGCAGGGCAGGGAGGCGGUGGUGAAGCGUCCGAUGGCCUACCGGUCGUAGAGACCAGCGCUCCGGCAUCGUCUGCGCCCGAACCGCCUUCCUCCGCCGCUGUCGUCGCGACCAUCGGGACCGCAGUGGCAUCUCCAGCAGCACCUGCAUCAGCCGCGGACUCGUCAGACCCCACUGCCACCGCCACCGCCGGUAACAACAACGACAACAACGACGACGACGACGAAAACAACAACAGCAACAGCAACAACAGCGACAACAACGACAACGGCUCUCCAGGCGGCAGCCAAACCCUCCCAGCCGGCCACACGACCGCCACGGCGCCGCUAUACACGCCCACCGCAUCUUCUUCUCCCGCUCCCGCUUCUCCCGCUCCCCCCAUCGCCAUCACCCUCAGCGACGACUCCGGCUCCGGCUCCGGCUCCGGCUCCGGUUCCCACGUCAUCGCCGCCGACCCGUCCGAUCCGACCGCCGGCGUCAUCGUCGUGGGCGGCGGCGCCGGCGGCGACGCACAAGAGGACGCGAGCACGCAGACCAUCGCGGCCGGCGCGACGACGACCAUCGACGGCACGCAGGUCGUCGUCAGCAGUGUCCCGGCAGCUGAGGGUGACAGUGACGGCGACGAUAGCGACGACGACGACGACGACGACGACGACGACGACGACGACGACGCACAGCCGCCGGCGGUGGUGGUGGUGGUGGUUGGGGGAUCGCGGACUUAUACGCUUCCUGGCGGCGCCACCACCGGCGGUAGCGGUAGCGGUAGCGGUAGCGGUGGUGGUAUUGUCGGCGCUACCACCGUGCCUUUGUCGAGCUUGGCGGCGGGGACAGCAGGAGGAGCAGGCCGGACCGGUGCCGUCGUCACGUUCACCGCGGGCGGCGCCGGGGGCGGCGGGGAGAAAACGCUGUCGGCUGCGCAGCUCGCGCCGGGGACGGUGGUGGUGGGCGGCAAGACGCUGUCGGCUGGCGGGCCGGCGGCGACGGUGACGGUAUCGGGGACGGGGUCCGGGUUGGGAUCAGGAUUGUCGGGAGAUGGAGAGGUGGUGGUUGUGGCCAGUGUGGCGCCUGGGGGAGGAUUGGUGGUUGGGAGCGCGGGUGGUGGUGGUGGCGGUUCUUCAUCGACGUCGAGGAGACUGUCCUCUGCCGCGGCCACGGCGUCUAGAACGAUGAGCGCGGACAACACGGCGACGCGCAAUAGUGCUUUGCCGACGACAACGGCGACUGCGACAACUCCUGACGACGACGAUUCCGACAACGACGACGACGACGACGAUUCGCAGUCCACGGAUGCGGCGGCGGCGGCGGCGACAGCUACAACGGCGGGAGCUGCGAGUGGCGGCAGUGUUCCGCCGCUGCUGGCGAUGCUGUGCUCUUUCCUUUUGACGUGUUCGAUACCCAGUGUUUUUUCCAUUUUUGCAUAG